AUGGCGCAGAGUACAGUGUCAAAAACACCACUGCAAGGUAUCCCUGCUGUCAAUCUCUCACCCAUAAGGAUUGUGCUGCUGGGUGAAACUGGUGUUGGGAAAAGUGCAACUGGAAACACAGUACUGGGACAGAAAGUGUUCAGAUCUGAAUUAAGAAUGAGAUCAAUAACCAGUGAAUGCUCAGUUGCUCAAGCCACGGUUUCAGGCAGAUCAUUUUAUGUAGUUGAUACUCCUGGAUUCACUUACUUAAACACUGAGGAGCCAAUGACAGAGCUAGGGAGAAGUGUUUAUUUAUCCAGUCCUGGACCUCAUGCUUUUCUCAUUGUGUUUGCUCUGAAUAUGAGAUGCACUGAGAUGGGGCAGCUGAUACCUUAUGAUAUUAAGAAGUUGUUUGGUGAGGAGGUGUUCAAAUACUCCAUCAUUCUCUUCACACAUGGAGAUCUGCUGGAAGAAGAUCCCAUUGAAGAACUCAUCGAGGAGAACUGUGUUGUAAGACGUGUAGUUGAUCAGUGUGGAGGCAGAUAUCAUGUCUUCAACAACAGAGAUCUGAAUAACAGAGAGCAGGUGAAUGAUCUACUGCAGAAGAUUGACACAAUGAUAGAGCAGAACGGAGGAGGAUACUACAGUAAUCAGAUGUUUGAAGAUGCUCAGAGAAAACAGCAAGAAAAAGCCAGAAGUAGUCCAGAUUUAACUCGUCCCGACAUGGCCAUCAGUCCAGAUGUUGUUCACCCCAAAAGUUAUGGAGUAAAAAUGGAGGGAACACACUUAAUGCCAAAAGUGUGUUUGAAUAUGGUCUUGCUGGGAAGAACAGGAGCUGGGAAAAGUUCAACAGGAAACACAAUACUGGGACGAGAAGCAUUUAGUAUAAUGAAAAGCUACAAAUCUGACACUCAAGAUGUUGCUACUGAAGUCGGUGAUGUUUGUGGAUUACUGAUCAUUGUUUAUGACACGCCGGGAUUUUCUGGUGCAGAGAGUGAGGAAGAGCUUUGGAAAUAUCAGGAGGUUUUCCAGAAAUGUGAAUCAGGCCUCUGUGCAUUUCUCCUGGUUCUUCCGUCAGACAGAUCCACACAAGAAGAUCAAGAAAUUGUGAAGAAGAUUGAGGAGCUGCUGGGAGAGCAACGCUUGAAUAAAAUCUGGAUUCUCUUCACCAGAGGAGACGAACUGGAAAAUGAAAACAAGAAGAUAAAUGAAGUAAUUAAUGAGACUGAAUUCUUGAAGGAACUUACUCAGAAAUAUGAGGGCAGAUUUCACGUGUUCAACAACAAGAAGAGAGGAGCAAGUGACCAAGUGAAAUCUCUGAUAACUAAAAUUUUCCAGAACAACUUGAAGAAUCUCUCCCAAAAUCCUUGGCAGAGUAUUGCCAUCAGUGUCCAGGACACCUCUGAUGACAGUGUCUCAUGCAGGAGGAUUGUUCUUCUGGGUAAACGUGGUUCUGGGAAAAGUUCAGCUGGAAACACAAUACUGGGACAGGAGGUGUUUAAAUCUACACCUGACACAAAUUCAGAAACCAGUGAAAAGAAACACAUCACUGUUUCAGGAAGAAAAACGUCUGUAGUUGAUACUCCUGGAUUCUUUGAUACAGAGAUGAGCCCUGAGGAGUUAAUGAAAGAGAUCAUGAAGAGUGUUUAUUUAUCCAGUCCUGGACCUCAUGCUGUUCUCAUUGUGUUUAAUGUGACUAUGAGGAUCACUGAACAGGAAGAGAAGAUUCCUCAGAUGAUUGAGAUGAUGUUUGGUGAGGAGGUGUUAAAACACUCCAUCAUUCUCUUCACUCAUGGAGAUCUGCUGGAAGGAAAAUCCAUGGAGCAAGCCAUCAGAGAGAACAGUAGACUAAAAGGUCUAGUAGAUCAGUGUGGAGGCAGAUUUCACGUCUUCAACAAUAAAGAUCAGAAAAACAGAAAACAGGUCACUGAUCUAGAGCAGAAGUCUAACACACUAAUAGAGCAGAACGGAGGAGGACACUACAGUAAUCAGAUGUAUGAAGAUGCUCACAGAUUCAGGCAAGAGGAAAGAAAGAUAAGACUGAUGGAAGAUGAAAGGAAACAAAGAGAGGAAGAGAGGACACGGAUAGAAGAAGAGAGACGGAGAGAGGAAGAGACGAGACGGAUAGAAGAAGAGAGAUGGAGAGAGGAAGAGAGGAGAUGGAUAGAAGAAGGGAGAAAGAGAGAGGAAGAGAGGAGACGGAUAGAAGAAGAGAGAUGGAGAGAGGAAGAGAGGAGACGGAUAGAAGAAGAGAGACGGAGAGAGGAAGAGAAGAGAAAAGCACAAGGUAUUAUUCGUAAUAUUUUGAUCUUUGGUGCAGCUUGUGCUGGAGCUGUUGUUGCUGCACCUGUUGCUGCUGUUGUUGCUGGAGGUGCUGGUGUUGCAGCUGUUGCUGGAGCUGCUGCUGGAGCUGUUGUUGGUGGACGUGCUGCUGCUGCUGCGGGUGGAACUUUUAAUGGUGCAGCUGCUCGUGCACAGAGGAGACAGAGAGAGGAGGAGGAGAGAAGACAACAGGAGGAAAAUGAAGAAGACCAGCACUUGAGAGAGUGA
Cyprinus carpio (common carp) is the source of this 2529-nucleotide messenger RNA. RefSeq names its product GTPase IMAP family member 8-like. The coding region runs from base 1 to 2529 and encodes 842 amino acids. The record is from RefSeq and is a predicted model, not a curated record. Gene Ontology annotation, molecular function: GTP binding. NCBI's taxonomy places the organism in Eukaryota, Metazoa, Chordata, Actinopteri, Cypriniformes, Cyprinidae. The transcript has 6 exons.